Molecule: messenger RNA, 728 nt
Organism: Eupeodes corollae
Lineage: Eukaryota; Metazoa; Arthropoda; Insecta; Diptera; Syrphidae
Exons: 2
Coding region: 378-695 (105 amino acids)
Source: RefSeq, a predicted model, not a curated record
AUUUAUGAAAAACAAUUUAAGAAAUAAUAGAAAGGAAACAAAUAUUUUAUGUCGUUUAUAAUAAUUGUGAUUUAUUAAUCCAUGAAUUGUUAGUCGGUGGGAAGCCGAGCCAUUUAACAUAUACAUUGUCUCCAUUACUUUUAAGUACUUUUUCCACGAGAUAAAUAUGAGGGUAUUUAGUCUUUUGUAAUUCUUUUUCGUAAAAACAUCCACUAAUAGGUUGACCAUUAAAAUCUUCAAGGAGAUAUGUUGGCGGGUUGGUUAGGUUUACUUUUCUUAUCAUAAAAAUUUCCGUUGUCCAAUUUGAUGUGAUUAAAACUAAAUUCCUUCCACAUUUUUUUCAGAAAUUUCUGUAUAAAUAGCUGUUUCAGUUUAGGAUGUAUCUCAUACCGUCGACGAUGAAUCUCAGAGAAGAACUUUUACAAGUUGAAGAGGAAGUUUUGUUCAAGCCUUGUAAAAAGGUUAUUGAAUUAAAACAAAAUGAAAAAUAUCGUAUUGGUAAACUGAAACGUUGUGUUACGAAAUUUGGAGAACGAAUUGUUGCUGAUUUGGGCGAAUUUCAGACUUUCUUCCCAAUGCGAUACAACAAAUUGUCAGACGCUGCAAUAACCGAAAUCAAUCGAGGUUCAUUCAACUUUACCUAUUUAUGUCCGUUAGGACGAACUGCUAGUAUUAAAAUUGAAGAAGAACUGUAAAUUAUUAAAUAAACCUUACAUGUUCUGAGCAUA